GAGCGGCCGUUCCGACCUCCGGUCAGGAGGGGGAGGAACAGAGCACGGCCGGCGGCUGCACGGGCAGGGCCUCUCUGGGCUGAGAGGAAGAAACCAGCGAGACAUCGAAAGGAAGUCGCUGUGGCACUCAGUCCUACGGCCUCCGAGGCUGGACAGGUCAGUGUGUCGCUGGCCUUAGCCAGACACCACAGGUCACGCUGGCUGCGAAUGGAGCCGAGGACUCGCGCGGAGGCGAGAUGCUACCAGCCGGCGAGAUCGGCGCCUCUCCAGCCCCGUGCUGCUCUGAAAGUGGUGACGAAAGGAAGAAACUCGAGGAGAAAAGUGACAUAAAUGUUACAGUUCUUAUUGGAAGUAAACAAGUCAGUGAAGGUACAGAUAAUGGUGAUCUCCCUUCUUAUGUGUCUGCAUUCAUAGAAAAGGAAGUUGGAAAUGACCUUAAAUCUUUAAAGAAACUUGAUAAACUCAUAGAACAGAGGACAGUAAGUAAAAUGCAGUUAGAAGAACAGGUACUUACAAUUUCAUCAGAAAUUCCUAAAAGAAUUCGAAGUGCCUUAAAAAAUGCAGAAGAAUCAAAGCAAUUUCUUAAUCAGUUUCUGGAGCAGGAAACUCAUCUCUUCAGUGCCAUUAACAACCAUUUGUUGACUGCGCAACCUUGGAUGGAUGAUCUUGGAGCCAUGAUUAGCCAAAUUGAAGAGAUCGAACGUCAUCUUGCUUACCUUAAAUGGAUUUCACAAAUUGAAGAACUAAGUGAUAACAUUCAGCAAUAUCUGAUGACCAAUAAUGUACCGGAGGCAGCCUCCACUCUAGUGUCUAUGGCAGAACUUGACAUCAAACUUCAGGAAUCAUCCUGUACUCAUCUUCUUGGUUUCAUGAGAGCCACAGUUAAAUUCUGGCAUAAAAUUCUCAAGGACAAGCUUACAAGUGAUUUUGAGGAAAUUUUAGCACAGCUUCAUUGGCCAUUCAUUGCACCCCCACAAUCACAAACUGUUGGCUUAAGUCGACCUGCCAGUGCCCCGGAGGUGUACAGUUACCUGGAGACAUUGUUUUGUCAGCUUUUGAAACUACAAACCUCAGAUGAAUUAUUUACUGAGCCAAAGCAACUCCCAGAAAAAUACUCUCUUCCUGCCUCCCCUUCUGUUAUCCUGCCCAUCCAGAUUAUGCUGACUCCUCUUCAGAAGAGGUUCAGGUAUCACUUCAGAGGGAACCGGCAGACUAAUGUGUUAAGCAAGAAUGGUACUUGGCUCAAGUACUUAUGUGGAUUGGAAACCAUACUGAAUUUCUGGAUGAGAAGAUUCAGCCAAUAUUAGACAAAGUAGGCUCUUUGGUAAAUGCAAGGCUUGAAUUUUCUCGGGGCCUUAUGAUGCUGGUUCUUGAGAAGUUAGCCACUGAUAUUCCUUGUCUGCUGUAUGAUGACAAUCUCUUCUGUCAUUUGGUGGAUGAAGUACUCUUGUUUGAAAGGGAUCUACACAGUGUUCAUGGCUAUCCUGGCACUUUUGCUAGUUGUAUGCAUAUUCUAUCAGAGGAAACCUGUUUUCAGAGAUGGUUGACGGUGGAGAGAAAAUUUGCUCUUCAAAAAAUGGACUCAAUGCUUUCCUCAGAAGCUGCCUGGGUAUCGCAAUAUAAGGAUAUCACUGACGUGGAUGAAAUGAAAGUUCCAGAUUGUGCAGAAACUUUUAUGACUCUACUCUUGGUUAUAACUGACAGGUAUAAAAAUCUUCCCACAGCUUCCCGAAAGCUGCAGUUCCUGGAGUUACAGAAGGACUUAGUAGAUGAUUUUAGGAUACGAUUAACACAGGUGAUGAAAGAAGAGACUAGAGCUUCCCUUGGCUUUCGAUACUGUGCAAUUCUUAAUGCUGUGAACUACAUCUCAACAGUACUAGCAGAUUGGGCUGACAAUGUUUUCUUUCUACAACUUCAACAGGCUGCACUGGAGGUGUUUGCAGAGAAUAAUACUCUGAGUAAAUUGCAGCUGGGACAGCUAGCCUCUAUGGAGAGCUCUGUCUUUGAUGACAUGAUUAACCUCUUAGAGCGUUUAAAGCAUGAUAUGUUGACCCGUCAAGUAGACCACGUUUUUAGAGAAGUUACAGAUGCUGCAAAAUUGUAUAAAAAAGAAAGAUGGUUGUCUUUGCCGUCUCAGUCAGAGCAGGCAGUGAUGUCCCUGUCCAGUUCGGCUUGCCCGUUGCUGCUGACGUUACGAGACCAUUUACUUCAGUUGGAGCAGCAGCUUUGUUUCUCCUUAUUUAAAAUUUUCUGGCAAAUGCUUGUAGAGAAGCUGGAUGUAUACAUCUACCAAGAAAUAAUUCUUGCUAAUCACUUCAAUGAAGGAGGAGCAGCCCAGCUGCAGUUUGAUAUGACUCGGAAUCUUUUCCCUUUGUUUUCUCAUUAUUGCAAGAGGCCAGAAAAUUAUUUUAAACAUAUAAAAGAAGCCUGUAUUGUUUUGAAUUUGAACGUCGGUUCUGCACUACUCCUGAAAGAUGUACUGCAGUCAGCUUCAGGGCAGCUUCCUGCCACAGCAGCAUUAAAUGAAGUUGGAAUUUACAAACUGGCUCAACAAGAUGUUGAGAUUCUACUUAAUUUGAGGACAAAUUGGCCUAAUACUGGAAAAUAAUGUCUUUCAGAAAAAGGCUUUUUUGGUUUUUGUUUCUAAGAAAGAGGAAGCCAAUUGGAUUUCAAGUUAUAUGAUGAAAUUCUGAAUUAAUGAAACUGGAAAACUUUAUAGAAUUACUUAUUAUCUUGGAUUUAUGGUGUUAUUAAAAUGCUGACCAUAUUUCCUUCAUCCUCUUGUUCCUAAGGAAACAAAAACAGAAAACGAAACAAUGAAAACUCAUUCUAUUUACAAGUAUAAAUGCUGAGUAUGUCUGUUGAAGACAAGAGCAGAGAUAUUAAAUUAUAACCAACUUUCAAUUUCCUGUGCUAAUUAAAGGAAAUUCUGUUGUGGAUAAUCAAACAUAGCCAAUAAAUUUUUUUAAAACUCCCUUUGAA
This is a messenger RNA of Nomascus leucogenys (northern white-cheeked gibbon), 2982 nucleotides long. RefSeq names its product RAD50 interactor 1 (gene RINT1). NCBI's taxonomy places the organism in Eukaryota, Metazoa, Chordata, Mammalia, Primates, Hylobatidae. Gene Ontology annotation, biological process: endoplasmic reticulum to Golgi vesicle-mediated transport; retrograde vesicle-mediated transport, Golgi to endoplasmic reticulum; regulation of ER to Golgi vesicle-mediated transport. Gene Ontology annotation, cellular component: Dsl1/NZR complex. The record is from RefSeq and is a predicted model, not a curated record.